Molecule: messenger RNA, 2220 nt
Organism: Danaus plexippus (monarch butterfly)
Lineage: Eukaryota; Metazoa; Arthropoda; Insecta; Lepidoptera; Nymphalidae
Gene: Tm1
Product: tropomyosin-2
Exons: 8
Coding region: 71-1246 (391 amino acids)
Biological process (GO): actin filament organization; muscle contraction
Cellular component (GO): actin filament
Molecular function (GO): actin filament binding
Source: RefSeq, a predicted model, not a curated record
ACACUGACAGCGAGUCAGUAAAGAUGGCGGCGGGCGCUGCGCGGCCGGCAGGAGCGCGCGGUGUGCAGUAAUGUCCGCGCCCGCGCCCCACGCCCACGGGCGCGCCCCCGUGCGGCGCAGGGGGCACCAACACCACCCGCGGCUCAGGGGCGACCGGACACCCGCCCCCGACCCGCAACCUCCGUCCGCGGUGACCCUAGACAAUGUUGUGCCUUGUGACAGUGUUAGUGAAUCUCAAUCGACAAGGACGAAUAGUGACGAUGCACUUUCGAAUCGAAUCGAGGACUCGAUUGAUGAUGAAAUCGAUUUCGGUGUCAACGUCGAGUCUAACUUCAGUUCGGACGAAGAGUUUUCUUUCCACGAGGAGCGUUCGGCCGGCGACGGGGCGGAGGUCGUGACUCUGCCCUCUGACAUAUCUGAUGACGACCCAGAGACGGUGGAACUCGCCAAGUUGCGGUGUCCCAGCGAGUGUACCGAGGUGUUAGCGGCCAGAGAGAACCGCCGCCGCCGAAGAUGUGCGGACUACCCCGGCCUAGCGUUCGGCAGCUCCAUAUUCUCCUCCGACACUAUGAUGAAGUUUUCUAUUAUUAAGAAUGAGUUGCAGAAUAUAAAGAACACGGCGUUAAAAAGGGCCGAGUCCGAGGUCGCAGCUCUUAACAGACGCAUCCAACUGCUGGAGGAGGACCUUGAGAGGUCUGAGGAGCGUCUCGCCACCGCUACCGCUAAGCUCGCCGAGGCCAGCCAGGCAGCUGAUGAGUCCGAACGAAUACGCAAGGCGUUGGAGAAUCGUACCAAUAUGGAGGACGACCGCGUCGCCAUUUUGGAAGCUCAACUGUCACAGGCGAAGCUCAUCGCUGAGGAGUCUGACAAGAAAUACGAAGAGGUGGCGCGCAAGCUCGUGCUGAUGGAGACGGACCUCGAGCGGGCCGAGGAGAGGGCGGAGCAGAGCGAGUGCAAAAUCGUCGAGCUUGAGGAGGAGCUCCGCGUUGUCGGCAACAACCUGAAAUCCCUCGAAGUCUCCGAAGAGAAGGCGAUGGCGUCCCGUGAUCACGUCGAGGAUAAGAUACACAGCCUCACGCAGAAACUCACGCAAGCUGAGGCUCGCGCUGAGUUCGCUGAGCGCUCUGUCCAGAAACUGCAAAAGGAGGUCGACAGGCUUGAAGACGACCUGGUGGCCGAGCGCGAAAAGAGCAAAAUCCUUCAGGAGGAGAUGGAGGCCACGCUCCACGACAUCCAGAACAUGUGAACAUUCCCCUACCCUCCCGACUCUAUCGAUAUCGAUGAACUUUACGACCCCGCGACAACCCCUCACUAUAUGGAUGUCAUUCCUGACACUUGUCAAUUUUGACGUCUGUCAAACUUGACAAUUGUCGCUAUGACAUUUGGUCACUUGUAUAUGGUUAGGUCGGGCAUACGUCAUUAUUUAUUGAAUGUUUUUUUUGAUACUUUUACAAUAUGACUAGGUAUCGAGCGAGGCGGACGGGUGUAACUGUAAAGUAAUUGCCAGCCGCUUUUUUUUUUAUGUCUGAAGAUCGAGCGUUCGCUACGACACCACUGCCAUGUGCAAUUCUUUUUAUAUAUCGUACACAGUUUACUAAUACUUCUAUAUAUUUUUUUUGCCAUUAAGUAUACCUUUCAUUCGUCGUUUCUAUUAAGUAUAAUUUUGAUAUUUAUAAGGCAUCUCGACAUUCCGUAACCGGGACCAAGGUAGUCGUGAAUACUGUCAAAAUUCAUAGCAAUUGAAAGACAAGCUGUAAAGACAUUCCUCAAGUCAUUCCUACUCAAUACCGACGUAAUAUACGCUGCACUGUUUGCGGUUUAAUAAUGAGUUUUUUGUAUUUUUUUUUUUUUAAUAGUAGAGAUUUUUUUAUUUCCGAGUGAAGGUAACGCUAAAGUAAUGAUAUUUAUGCUUAAUGAAUUAUAAUACUUUAAUUUUCUCGUGUCAUAUUCCGGCGCUGUUAUUUAUUGAAGUAAAUACGAAUGAUGACAUCAAAUGAAGUAGCUUUUGUAAUUCCAGCUGGCAUUUAGCCUCCGCGGAGGUUCGCGUUAUUCAGUAAAGUAAAUAAAAUGUUAUAAAAACACGAUCGAGGGUAAUCCGUCUUUUUUUUUUUUAAUGUUGUCGAUUAAUGGAUUGAGAGAUAAGUUCGUGAGAAAUAAAUUAAUAAUUUUAAGAGUAUUCUAACACAAGUGUUUAUAAAUAUAUUAUAUUAUUAUUUUUAA